Messenger RNA from Equus quagga, 4894 nucleotides. It is a transcript of the gene ICA1L, whose product is annotated as islet cell autoantigen 1 like. Gene Ontology annotation, cellular component: Golgi apparatus. The record is from RefSeq and is a predicted model, not a curated record. Bases 607 to 2049 code for a protein of 480 amino acids. Gene Ontology annotation, biological process: regulation of transport. Gene Ontology annotation, molecular function: protein domain specific binding. The transcript has 14 exons. Lineage: Eukaryota; Metazoa; Chordata; Mammalia; Perissodactyla; Equidae.
CGGCGUCUCGUGGCCCGGCCGGCCGCCUCGUGGAGGAGGUGCUGGGCCGAGCCCCUGCCUGUCUGCGGGCGGAACGGGCAGCGGUGGCUUUGGCGCGGCCGGGCGCUCUCGGCGCCGAGGGCGCCCCACCCACGGCCCCCGGGGCCAACGUGCGCGGCGGCCCGAGGCUGGCUGCGGGGCUUUCCUUCGAAGGCGGCGGGCGCUUCCGUUAGAGGCAGAUGCUCACAGCCUUUAGGUGCUUUCCUGCUGACCUCUUUUUAUGUCGUGCUCAUUUUUAUGUCAUUAUUUUGUCAUGGGAAUGUCUUUCGAAACUAAGUGGCCAGCGAUUGGUAAAAGCAAAACCUAAGUAAAUGUGCGGUUUAAGGCGAACUGCGGAAGGCACGAGCUCCCGAGGGGUUCCAAGUACAAACCCUGAGGCCUUGAACCCAGCCCCACGCACGGAUCCGGCUUGUGGAAACGCGGAUCAUCUGGUCAGGCAACGCACUGUAAGCCGAUAUUCCUUUAAUCAUCUUCACAUCAAUAUUUAUGGAGUAGCCACAGGUGCCUCCUCCUUUAGUAAGAGUUCAUGAUACGUUUUUUGGCCAAAUAAACAUCUAACGUCCCUCCAUGGCUUCCUUUGGGCAACCCAGACCAGAAGAUAACCAGUCAGUUGUCAACAGAAUGCAAAAGAAAUACUGGAAAACGAAACAAGUCUUUAUCAAAGCAACAGGAAAAAAGGAGGAUGAGCACGUGGUGGCAUCUGAUGCCGAACUGGAUGCCAAACUCGAGGUUUUUCACUCCAUUCAAGAGACAUGCACUGAACUUCUGAAGAUAGUUGAGAAAUAUCAGCUAAGACUCAAUGUUAUAUCAGAGGAAGAAAACGAACUAGGGCUCUUUUUAAAGUUUCAAGCAGAACGGGAUACAACGCAAGCUGGCAAAAUGAUGGAUGCCACUGGCAAGGCACUCUGUUCUUCAGCCCAGCAAAGAUUGGCCCUGUGUACUCCCCUGUCUCGUCUUAAGCAAGAAGUAGCAACGUUCAGUCAAAGGGCGGUAUCUGAUACCUUGAUGACAAUUCAUCGGAUGGAACAGGCACGCACAGAAUACAGGGGGGCUCUGCUGUGGAUGAAAGAUGUAUCCCAAGAACUGGACCCAGACACCUUAAAACAGCUGGAAAAGUUCAGAAAAGUACAGAUCCAAGUGAGAAAUAGCAAAACUUCUUUCGAAAAGUUAAAGAUGGAUGUUUGUCAGAAAGUGGAUUUACUUGGAGCGAGUCGCUGCAACAUGUUGUCUCAUGCGCUCACGACCUACCAGAGGACACUGCUUGGAUUCUGGGAGAAAACAGCUCGAACGAUGUUCCAAAUCCAUGGGGCCUGUACUGGCUUUCAUCCAUAUGAUUUUGUAGCUCUCAAGCAACUGCAAGACACUUCAAGCAAGCCUACUGAAGACCACAAAGGACAGAUAGAAAGCAACUCUCUCCCUGAAACCCUCGAUAAGUUAGUUUUGUCAGAUGAAGAAGUGAGCUUGGGAAGUGAAGCAGCAACUGAAGAUCAAAAGGAAAAACAUUUUCAAAUGAGAGAAUUUGAAGCACCUCAGAUUUCUAACUCUGAAAAUGUUGCAAAAGAUUUACCUGUAGAGUCACUGGAAGGCGACUUUGAGAAGGAAUUCUCCUUUCUGAACAGCCUCCCGGGUGCUGGGUCUUCGAGUGCCCGUGGAUCCCCCCAGGAGCGCCCUGCCCUGGGGAGCCCCAGCGCCGGUCUCUGGUCCCGAGAGCCCUCGGUCGGGUCUGAGCCGCGUCUUCUUUGCUCGCGAUUCCUGCCCUCACAGCUCUUUGACCUUGGUCUUCGUGCGGCUGGAGCUGCCCACAGCUGGGCCUCGGCAGGGGCAUCAGAACCUCCUCUCUCACACACUGAUAACCAGCCCCGGCCUUCACGGAGUCCAGGGAAAGUAACAAAAUCUCCCGACAAUGGUAACCAAGACAUGUCAGCCUGGUUCAAUCUAUUUGCAGACUUGGAUCCACUUUCAAACCCAGAUGCUAUUGGACACUCAGAUGAUGAACUUCUUAAUGCUUGACUGAAGUUAUGUCAUUUCAAUGGCCUUGAGGCAUCAAUUUUGCAACAUAUUGCCUUUGUGGAAAGGAGGUUAUUUUGUAACCCAGACACAAAAGCAUCGUGUUUGCAAACAUCACCCUUGUCAGCCACCUUUAGCAGAUGGUAAGGACCACGUUUGAAUAGAUUCUCUCUUUAAUAUCUUGGAUUUGCAGCUGCUGAUACUAAUGUGGAAAAUAGAAACUAUUGAGUCUGAAAUAGAUACCAAAAUGUAUUUCAUAAGAACAGCGAGGAAUAUUUCUGUCAAUAAGAAGUUGGGCUUAUUUCUUUGGAGAGCCUUUACGUGUGGGUGGCCUCGCUGGCUGUGGGCAUUCUACAUGGAGGGGAAGGGCAGCAUGGACACUGAGGUGUGAUUGGGGUUGGUUUUUAAAUAAAACAGUGGCAGGGGAGUUUUCUGUUGUGGAAAACAGCACUUAGAACCAGACCAGAUUUGUCUUUAGUUAGGAGGGAGGGCAGGGUUUGAGAACUCAGUCUGCUUUAAUGACAUCAAGAGAAACUUGGUGCUUGCUUUCUCCACUUGGAGGUUAAGAGGUAAUAUUACUUAGUUUUUCUCCUUCAUCCAAAAAUCACAGACGCCCCUCAGUUCCAUUACUGAAGUCUCAUGGGGGAGUUGCAGGAUGAUUUAUUUGUUAAGUAAGUCCAUCCUCCGCAGAAACGAAAAACUCUCUCUUCCCACCUCAUAAACCACAAGAACGUCCAGUGGCAUUCAGGACAUUGCGCAGGUGUCAUCAGGCCUGGUUUUGCACACAUUGCUACCAUGAAGCGCAGUAUCCAUAUUCUUCCUGGAAAGAAAAUGAGGGGCGGCCCCUCCCUGAGCAACUGGCCUUAGUAUUCCUGCAAUUACCCAGAAACUUCUGCCUGAAUGAGGGGAAAUUCUGAACACCUUAUCCUUAUAUGUAUUUGCAUACUUGCCCCAUGUUUCUUGACAUGAUCUAACCCAGAAUACUUCCUGGCAGUUACAGACAGCCCUACAGGAUCGUUAGGGAGUGUCUUAUUGUCCCCUGGCCCUUUCUGUGGGGAACACCUGGGGCUCUAUUUGAUUGCUAAGGAAAAACUGUCACCCUGAGAGGGUUUCGAAUCUCAGUGCUGGAGGGGAGGCUGUCGAUUGGAAAUUAGUGUGCACGAAGGAAAACACCGCCACUGUAUACACCAUCAAUCACUCAACUUCCGGUGCUUUUUUCUCGCACCCUUUAGUUUCGAAGCAGUUCUCUACGUGUCUUAUUUUUGUCAUCCAAUCCUUAGUAGCUCCACAAGAAAACAUUUUAACUAAGUUAUUCAGAGUAGUUUCCAUGUGCUCCUACUUCCAAACAGGCGUAUUUAUUACUUACAGGAGAACUGCUUGUAAUGUCCAAGACAUUGCAUAUAGAAGACCAUUUAUUAGGAACGGACCAGAGUAGGUAAAACACAAUCCCCUCCCAUCCACAGCAGUCUGCCCCAACUGCCAUCUGAACUGCCCACGGCCCCCCAGAAACUGCUGCUCUGCCCAGCCCUGCAUGGGCUGGAAAGGCCCUCCCUGAGGGUCAGAGACGGGGCUCAGGGAAAGGCUAGGAAGUCUCUCCUCAACGUCUCUCACAUGCUUAGCUCCAUGGCUUUGAUGGUCCCUGGAGAAGCAUUUUUUAACUCUUCAGUGAACUUCCCCGAAUGCAACACUGUCAUUGUUCUGCCAAGAUUGAAUCCCCAAGGGUUUUGAUCACGAAUCGCUAUCUAAAUUCUAUACCCACGGCAACUCCCUGCUCUCAACUUUGAGUACCGCAAAAAAAUGCUAACUUUGUCUUGAGUUUGUGCCACUUUCCUUUCUCUAAUUUCUUUCACUAAUUUUCUAAUGCAUUAGUUCAGGAACAUUUGUGUGUCUCCCUCGCAUGCACACAGAGCAGCCCGUUGUCCUUUACAAACAGGCACCUCGAUAGAGGAGAUCCAGCAGUCUCUCCAGCCAGGAGCCGGAAGCCCGGACCACGAACGUGAAGGGACCCUGCCCUCAGGCUCCCGAGAGCAAAGCUGCUCGGAAAACAGAAACAAAGGAUUUUCAUUAUUCAGUUCUUAGUUUCUCUAACAUUUUCUCUUUCAACACAGAGUACAUCAUCGCCCAUAACCCAAAAGCAACACUAACUGCCUCAUCAAGUCCCUCUAGGACUUCAGGUCUAACAAGCUCGUUGGUGAAGAGCACACUGACAACUUGGCUAUUAAAAUGACGGCAGCCAUUCAUGUUUUCUCAGCACUAGUUAUUUGAAGCUCAAUCACUAAUUUAGGGGCCAGAAACAGAAUUCGGCCAUUCCCACCUACACUGCUAACAUAGGAGACCAGCCACACUGAGUCGGGAGUGAAACGAAGGACACGAUAAACACAGAGCAGAAGGCGAUCCGUGCUGUUUGUCUAAAGCCACAUGAACCAUCCAAUAGGGAGUAAAUGAAUUAACUAAACCAAAGGUAGGCUGAGGACAAUUCUUCCAAAAUAAAUGGAUGCUUUUUAUAUUAAAUGGGGGAAUCUUGUUAAUACCAAAUAAUACAUUUAAGAAAAGCCCCCAGAACUAAAAUUUGCCUACUCUUUCUACAGAGAGGCAGGAACACCAGGGCAUAUUAAGAUCAGAUUGGUGUCACUUUGUAAUUUUUGAAAUCUUUCAUUAAUUGUAAAACAUAGCUCUGAUAUGGGUAGAAACAUAAAAACUGUAUUUUAACAAUAAGUUUCAGCAUUUGUACAAUGAAAAAAAGUGUCUGUAUUUCAACUAUGGAGAUUUAUUUCACGUAACUGUCUUUAUAGACCAUCUGGAAAUGUAGAGGUCUUAACAGCAUAAGAAGAGAAGAAGUCUUACUGUG